This is a messenger RNA of Trifolium pratense (red clover), 3715 nucleotides long. Its product is annotated as probable helicase senataxin. NCBI's taxonomy places the organism in Eukaryota, Viridiplantae, Streptophyta, Magnoliopsida, Fabales, Fabaceae. The transcript has 7 exons. Gene Ontology annotation, molecular function: helicase activity. Bases 415 to 3222 code for a protein of 935 amino acids. The record is from RefSeq and is a predicted model, not a curated record.
AUAAUAUGGACUUAUAUAGAUUUAACAUAAUAUAGACACAUACCGAACAUAUAAAAAUCGUAACAUUAACAUUAAAAUAAAUAUAAAUUGGUUAUUAAAAUGAUUUUUUCUUCUAGGAAUGAAAAUUAAAGUUUGCUAACGGGACGAAAAACAUAUUUAAACAUUAAAUUAAUAUACGAGGAGAAUCUUCUUUCCACUUUCAUCACUAGUACUAAGAAACCAUGGUAUACCUGAUGAGCAAGUUAUGUGUUAACUAUUUAUUUCCUUAAGGUCUAAGAAAUUCUUUAUAUUUUGUCUGUCCUUGUGUUCUGGUUAUUUAGCAUGUAUAAAAAGAAGCUCUGAGUGACAUUGUUGCUACAUGCUUUUCAUUGCCUUGUUCAGAAAGAAGUUAUCAUAAAAAAAAGAGAGCAAAGUAUGGAGAAGAGUUAUAAUUCUAAGAAGGAGGAUCUUGAUCUUGCAAGUUUGGUAGAAAUUGUACUUUCUUGGACUUUCAACGAUGUUCGCAACCAAAACCUCUGCAAGAACAAGGUGCAGAAGAUCCCGCAUACAUUUAUGUCGGUAACAAAUUACUUAAGCUCAUUUGUUCCUUCAUUGAUUGAGGAAACUCAUUUUGAUCUGGCUUCGAGCUUGUAUGGCGUGCAACGCGCUCCUUUUUGUGAGAUAUUGACAGCUGUACCUGAAAGAUCAAGAAGCUUCAUACCAACCAAGUUCUUUCUUUAUCAAAUCUCAGUAUACAGCACUAAUAAUGAUACAAAAGAUGUUGGAAAAUAUGAGCCAGAGGUUGGAGAUCUCAUUGCCUUGACAGACAUCAAACCGAAAACUAUCGAAGACUUAAACAGACCUAGAAGAUAUUAUCACAUUGCUUAUGUUUGUGGAACAAAAGAAAGUACCAACGAGAUUUCAAUUCUGUCUUCCAAAUACAUUGACAUGGAGAUUAACUCGAGGAGCAACAAUACACCAAAGCUUUAUGCAAUCUAUCUUUUGAAUCUGACGACAAAUGUUCGUGUUUGGAAAGCCUUGAACUCAGAGUUGGAAGGUGCAAACAUGAACAUGAUUAAAAAGGUGCUGCUAGCCAGUUCAAAUAAUGGAGAAGACUGUCAACUUUGCAUUUCUGGGGAAAACCAUAAUGCAGCUUGUUCUAAAGUACAAACCAUGAUCCAGUCUCAAAAUCUGAAUGAAUCCCAGAAAAAUGCAGUUUUAAGUUGUGUUUCCAUGAGAGAAUGUCACCAUAGUGACACGGUUAAACUGAUUUGGGGCCCACCAGGGACCGGCAAAACAAAGACAGUGGCUUCUUUGUUAUUUUCCCUGCUCAAGUUGAAAACAAGAACAUUAGCAUGUGCUCCAACUAAUACUGCAGUGUUGGAAGUGGCUGCUCGCCUGCAGAAUUUAGUUAAGAAGCAUGAUACCGAUACAUAUGGCUAUGGUGACAUAGUGAUAUUCGGAAACAGAUCUCGAAUGAAAGUAGACAGUUACUGGUGCCUCAAGGAUAUCUUUCUUGAUUAUCGCGCAAGUAAUCUUUUGAGGUGUUUUGCUCCAUUGUCUGGAUGGAAACAUUGCUUACAAUCAAUGAUCAUGUUGCUUGAGGAUCCCUCAAAGCAAUAUCGUUCGUAUAAGCUUGAUAUAGAAAAUGCUAUUAUGUCGUUAGAACAAUUUGUAAGGCAAAAACACGAUGAUAUGGAACAUGGGAAGGAUGAUAAUACUCUGACAAUAGACCAACUUACGAAGGAGGAAUACCUUUCAUAUAAGGAAAAUAUAAAGAAUAGUGUCAUGACAUUGGAGCAAUAUGUUAAGCAGAAAUUUAGUGACAUUGGAGAGAAGCUCAAGGUAUGUAUGCAAACCUUGUAUACACACCUACCAACAUCUUUAAUUCCAUUUGAGGAGAUGAAGAAAAUUCCUAUAGCUAUUGAUUGGCUCACAUCUCUUGAAAGCUCCUUGAGUAAAGCCAAGUUGAAACAAGCUCUCGAUGACCAUGCCGAUGGAGAAAGCAUUUUUUAUUGCCUUGGAAGGUUAACCAUCAAAAGAGAAGAGUGCCUUUGCUUACUAAGAUCACUUCUUGAGAAAAUUUUACUUCCAGAAAUUACUGACAAAUAUGGAAUAGAAAAGUUUUGUUUGAUGAACGCACGCCUGAUUUUCUGUACUGCAUCAAGUUCUACUAGACUUUUCACAGAACGAAUGACACCAGUACAAUUUCUAGUUAUCGAUGAAGCAGCACAGCUAAAAGAAUGUGAAUCAGCCAUUCCAUUGCAGCUGCCAGGUCUCCACCAUGCUAUCCUCAUAGGUGAUGAGAGACAACUUCCUGCAGUGGUCAAAAGUCCGGUUACUGAUGAGGCUGGAUAUGGAAGAAGUUUGUUUGAGAGGUUGGUAUUGUUAGGAUACAAGAAGCAUCUUCUUAAUACUCAGUAUAGGAUGCAUCCAUCCAUCAGCUUAUUCCCAAAUAAAGAAUUCUACGAGGAGCAACUUGUUGACGCCCCUAUUGUUAGAGAAAUGAACUAUAAUAGGUGUUUCCUUGAAGGAAAAUUGUAUGGUUCAUAUUCUUUUAUAAACAUAGCUAAGGGUAAAGAGCAACGUGGUCGCGGACACAGUUCAAAGAAUAUAGUUGAGGCUGCUGUUAUCUCCACGAUCAUUGAAAGCCUUAAAGAAGAAUUUUCGAGGACAAGGAAGAAAGUUAGUAUAGGAAUCAUAUCUCCAUAUAAUGCACAGGUGUAUGAAAUUCAAGAGAAAAUAAAGCUGAGCAUAUCUGUUUCUGAACCCGGCUUCUCUGUUAGUGUCCGUUCUGUUGAUGGCUUUCAAGGUGGUGAAGAAGAUAUAAUAAUAAUCUCCACCGUGAGAUCUAACAGAGAUGCAAAAGUGGGUUUUCUUUCCAAUAGGCAAAGAGCAAAUGUGGCACUGACUCGUGCUAGACAUUGCCUUUGGAUAUUGGGAAAUGAAACAACUUUAGAAAAUAGUGAUUCUAUAUGGAAAGAACUAGUCCUUGAUGCUAAGGAAAGAGGGUGUUUCAAUAACGCCGAUGAGGACGAGAAAUUGUCUGAGGCAAUUGAGGAUGCCUUGCUUGACAUUGAACUCCUUGACGAAUCUGAAUUGCCAUUUAAGAAACUUAGUCUACAAGACAGAUCAGAGACAUUUGCUUCCACCUCCAGAGGUUCGCCGUAUACCAGCAGAGGUUCACUAUAUACCAGAGGUUCAUCCAGGGGCCGGGGCAAGCCAUGGAAACCAAGGUGGUAAUGAAUGAGGUUACAUAGAUUGCACCUGGACCAUAUGUUGCUAAAUCCAAGACCUCGAUACAGUUUGCUGCAUAAUAUGAGACCUCGGUAUUGCAAGGAAGGAUGACAGGGUGUGCCAAGCCAAUCCCAUGCAUAUGUACCCUACGACUUACGUAUUUACUAUUAGGGAAUAAUUAUCCACUUGAUUGCAUUCUUAAUAUGUUGGGUUGGUUGAAUUUUUUAUUUUUGUUGGUUGUAUUGUUUUUGGCAGGUGGAUAGAGUGCCCCUUGUACUUUUUCCAACAUUAUAAGAUCUAAUUGUACUUUGUUUCAUUUUUUAUCAAUGAGUUUUUGGCUGUUAAAAAAUAAAGUUAACUUAAGUAAUUAAGUAAUUUCUCAAAUCCAAUAUGAUAAACUACAUUACUAUUACCACAUAUAUGAAUUGCAUAUUCCAAGCAUUCUUCAACUACUGUGACAUUGAUCUCAUGCUAUAAUUCAUUCAGUUUUAACGUAAUA